Molecule: messenger RNA, 1644 nt
Organism: Colias croceus (clouded yellow)
Lineage: Eukaryota; Metazoa; Arthropoda; Insecta; Lepidoptera; Pieridae
Product: galactose-proton symporter-like
Exons: 7
Coding region: 258-1622 (454 amino acids)
Biological process (GO): transmembrane transport
Cellular component (GO): membrane
Molecular function (GO): transmembrane transporter activity
Source: RefSeq, a predicted model, not a curated record
UGUAAAAUCAUUCCACAGUCAACAGACGAGUCUCCUCUCACGUACAGUGUGUUUAUUCCAUUUAUUACUCACAAUUUAAAUCUAUCCAUCUUUUAUUACACUAAGUAAAUAUUUAAAUUAGUUAACGAUAUAAAAUGUGCCUUAACUCAAUGAACAUACGGUUUAUUUCACAGUGUUGUGUAACACAUUUAUAUGUAUGUGAUAAGUAUUAAGAAGGUUCAGUCGUUUUUUUGUUUUUGUUAAAAUAACCUGUUACAAUGGUUUAUACAAUUACCAAGUGUGAAAACGUGGAAGAAAAGAGGUGCUCUUGGAAGGAGUUUUUCUUGCCUUUUGUUGUGAGUCUGCCCCUCAUAACCCAUGGGAUAGAGAGCAACAACCUCACGAUCACAUCCCACUCCGGCCACUUCACACAACACUAUGGGGUACCACUCAGCACCACUAUGUUGUUGUUAGGGUCAGGCGUCUCUGCGCCAGUCCUGUGCGCGACUGUCGACAAAUUGGGGCGAAAGUUUGGGAUAUAUAUCAUUAUUUUGUUGCAAGGGAUCUGCUGUGUCCCCCUCCUCCUCCCGCCAAGCGAUAUAUCCUAUGUCCUCCUUCACUUCCUAGCCGGCGUCUCGUCAGCCGGUCUCUUCACCAUCAUCCCCAUUUACAUCAUGGAGAUAUCACCACCACCCUCCCGAGGCUCCCUGGUAUCUCUGUUGAUGAUCAUGACACCAAUCGGCUAUUUAUCACGAUUGGUGAUGGGUGAAGAGACGAUUGUGUACGUUCUGGCUGGGCUGGUGAUGGCGGAGUUUGUGUGUGUGUUCCUGGUGAUCGAAUCGCCGAGUUAUCUGGUGAAGGAUAGGAAUUUUGAGCGUGCAAAGAGGAACAUAGCAAAAUUAAAGUGUGUUUCUGAAGAAGACAACUAUGUAGCAAAUGAAAUGCAGAGACUUCAAAACGAAAGUGAACGAGCCAAGCCCAGAGGCAAAUUGAAAUUAAUCGAUAUUUUUAGAAACAGAAUAUGGCGGGAUACAAUGAAAAUAGGCUUCGUUCUCUACUCCGUGACUGUUCUAAGUGGCAGCAUUAUAUUCCUGGACCAGGAGAAGACGUUAUCUCAAUUGAAAACCAAUCUAGACCCAGAAAGAAUGAUGGUUCCCUUAUGUUUACUUGCUGGUGGCGUGGCUGGAGUGGUCUUUGUCAGAUUUAUGGAAAGAAAAUGGCAUCUCACCUUCGCCUAUUCCCUCAUAGUAUUAUCAAUGGGUGUGCUAGCUGUAUUUACGCAGGCUGAUCUGACUGUGACGUCACUAAGAUGGCUGCCAGUGACGUCACUAGGUGUACUAGUGUUCGCGUAUGGCAUGUCCUGGGCUCUACCCACGGUUAUAAUGGUGGAAAUGCUGAAUUUUGAGAUCAGAGCAACAAUUAUAGGCAUCGUGUACACCUUCUCCCAAAUCAUAAGGUUGACGCACAUCCACACUUUCAAAUACUUCGAGAAUCUCAUGGGAUUGUAUGCACUUUUCUACGUUUUUGCCGGUAUAAACUUAUUGGGUGCGGUGUACAGUGCAAUGGCCUUACCGUAUGUUAAGGAUAAAAAUGUGAAGCAGAUAGAGAGGCAGUUAAAAAGAGUUCCGAUAUUGAAGUUAUGAAAUAAACAUUUUGAUCUGUGUA